CAGGGCUGCCUGCUACACAAAGUUAGGUGCACUGCCCGAGGGCCUUAAAGAUGCAGAGAAGUGCAUCGAGCUUGAUCCAACGUUUGCAAAGGGUUACACUAGAAAGGGUGCUGUUCAGUUCUUUAUGAAAGAAUUUGAAAAAGCCAUGGAAACUUACCAAGCGGGGUUGACGUAUGAUCCUCAAAAUCAAGAACUGCUAGAUGGUGUGAGGAGAUGUGUAGAACAAAUGAAAAAGGCAUCACAUGGCGAUCUAACUCCAGAGGAGCUCAAAGAGAGACGGGCCAAGGGAAUGCAGGACCCAGAAAUUCAGAACAUUCUAACCGAUCCAGUAAUGGGACAGGUACUAGGUGAUUUCCAGGAGAACCCAAAAGCUGCUCAGAAACAUAUGAAGAACCCCCUUGUCAUGAACAAAAUCAAGAAGCUGAUUAGUGCAGGAAUUCUUCAAGUCAAAUGA
Solanum stenotomum is the source of this 454-nucleotide messenger RNA. RefSeq names its product hsp70-Hsp90 organizing protein 3-like. Lineage: Eukaryota; Viridiplantae; Streptophyta; Magnoliopsida; Solanales; Solanaceae. The record is from RefSeq and is a predicted model, not a curated record. The coding region runs from base 125 to 454 and encodes 109 amino acids. Gene Ontology annotation, molecular function: Hsp90 protein binding. The transcript has 4 exons.